AUGAAUUCUGAAGCAUUUCUGUUGUCUACCGAACAGAAACUUCUAGUCAUCAAUUCGUCUCCCUCCAACCUUACCUUUGCCAUAAGUUUAGGCGUCUCUGAACAGUGUCCAAUGGAGUCUUUCGGGGAUCUAGUGGCUUCAGUCUUUGAUGUUGAAACAUUCUCGGACGAGUACGUAAGUCUGCCGGUUUUGCAAAGCCUUCUGAACUCCAACGUCGUAACGGAUCACGUUUUCAAUUCUCGCGAUGAGAAUGAGAAUAUCAUUUACAGGGCCAACCAAUGGGCAAACUAUGCAAUUCUCAUUCUUCAAGGGCGUGCACUCGUAGAGACAAGCACUGAACACCUAGUCUUUGAGGCUGGUCCCUUCAUGCUUUUUGGAGAAACCGUUCUCAAGGGUGAGUUAUCGCCGAACCUUCUGCAGGAAAUCACCGCUGUCUGUCUGUGUGUGGGUCGGGGCAGUGCUGAUUGUGGCAAGGCCCAGGGCUGUGGCUGA
Dibothriocephalus latus is the source of this 492-nucleotide messenger RNA. NCBI's taxonomy places the organism in Eukaryota, Metazoa, Platyhelminthes, Cestoda, Diphyllobothriidea, Diphyllobothriidae. The record is from the annotation of a GenBank genome assembly.